UGGGAUUCGGAAUGAUCCGGACGGAUCCUUUCUUUCAGUGGAUUCGGAUCCGGGUUCGGAUCGUGCGAACUCUGUGCACCGCCUUGCGCCUGGAAAUGUUAUAUAUACCCGGAGCUUCCCGCUUGGCGAAGGGCAGGCCAGGGUUUCUCUUCAGCUAUUUUGCCCAUCGACUCUCUCUUUUUGCCGACUCUCGGGUCUCCAAGCCCAAGCAAGGCGAGAAUAAAAAGAAUGGAAGCACAAGAAGAUGUAAGGAAUACAGCUUGCGGUCACAAGCGAAAGCAGGUCUUCAUCUACGGCAACUACAAGAACUAUUACGGCUAUCGAAUAGAUCAAAACCAGAGGGAAGAUCCCCGACUCGCGGUGAUGAAGAAGGGAUGGUUCGAGGGAAAGGAUUGCCUCGAUAUCGGUUGCAACCAGGGGCUGAUAACCAUUGAGAUUGCAAAGAAGUUCUUCUGCCGAAGCAUUCUUGGAAUAGAUAUUGAUGCAGGUUUGAUUGAAGCUGCUAAUUGGAAUCUUCGAAAGAUAGCUAGAAUAGAACAAAGUAAUCGUAGAUCAAAGGAGGCUUCUGAUUCACAGAUUUUAGAUGGUUCAAAUUAUUCAAAGCACAAGGUCUCUCAAGCUUCAGAUGGGGAAACAUUUCACAUUCAGCAUGAUGCCUCUUCUCUCUCAGAAGGCACUCUUUUUGAGAGAGUUACUUUCCGAAAAGAAAAUUUUGUUGGGAGUAUGGAUAAGUGCUCAGAGAAGUAUGAUACUAUUCUUUGUUUGAGUGUAACAAAAUGGAUCCAUCUGAAUUGGGGUGAUGAUGGAUUGAUUACUAUGUUUGUAAAGAUAUGGAGACUUCUUAGACCAGGUGGGAUUCUUCUAUUGGAGCCUCAGCCUUGGUCUUCAUAUAAAAAAAAUCGGCUAGUUUCUGAGACUGCAAGGGUGAACUACAAUGAAAUUACUCUUCAUCCAGGUGAAUUUCGAGACAUACUUCUAGACAAGGUUGGGUUCAGAUCGGCGGAGCCAUGGGUUGCUCACUUUAACACCAGAGUUCCUUCUCUGCAUCAGCAUCAUCAACAUCCUUUUGAUAAAUCCAAGACAGAUAAUGUUGAAGAAAUUGGCAGCUUAACAGUGGGUGACCAUUUGAAAUUUGACAUCGAUAAAUCACACAUGGAUUGGUUAACAAAUGCCUGAUUUGUUUUUGGAUGCUAUUGGAUCUGCAUCGUGAUACGAGUCCUUCCAGUGCAAAAUUCCAGCAAUACAGAGCAGUGAGUAUCUUCAUUCACGUGUAUUACUUGUCUAAUAUAAAGGAACUGUGGAUGCCCCCUCAAAUAAACUGGAAAAAAUGACAAAAAAUAUUGAAUAUCUAUUUGGAGCAGAAAAGCAUGGGUCAUCAUAUUUUGUCCUCUAGUAAAUAGCAGUAUUCUUCAGUUUGAUUGCGAUAAAGAACUCAUUGGCAAUGUUACAAACUCAGGUGGACAGAGUUACAGUAUGCAGCAAGCAAUAUGAACAAUAUAUAUUAUAAUCCAUGUUGUUUAUUACUUUUUUGUAAUUUACUUGCCUGCUGACAACUGUGAAUAUUGGUUGAUGAACUCAAUAGGCAUGUAUCACUAGACAGUUAUGAUAUACAGCAAGCAAUUUGGACUUAUAACAUGCUUGUAGUUUAUGUACAUGUCAGCAGAUGUGAAUGUUGGUUGAUGAAAAUUUAUGCUCGGCUCAUCUUGCUUUCCAAAAACAAGGAGUCAAGAGUAUUGAAAUCUUGGAAAAAUAUUGAUGUCUUUUUCAAAAGAAAGAUAGAAAAUCUAAGGAGCGGGAUGAGGGAUAUAUGAAGGGAAACAGAGAUCGGAGGGAAGCAGGUUGGAUGGAGCUUAUGAGGGAGAUGAUUAUUAUUUAUUUAUUUUUUUGCUCUGUAUCGUAAGGGAGGAAUUUGAAGAUUUAGGUAAGGGAUGUUUUUGACAUAAAGUAGACAAAUUGUAGAAUAUUGUAUGAUUUUCAAACUGUCCUUUUAGAAUAUAGUAUAGGUUAGAUUAUAAAAAUCACUACUCUCAGCAAUAA
This is a messenger RNA of Phoenix dactylifera (date palm), 2037 nucleotides long. RefSeq names its product putative RNA methyltransferase At5g51130. Gene Ontology annotation, biological process: snRNA modification. Gene Ontology annotation, molecular function: snRNA binding; RNA methyltransferase activity; O-methyltransferase activity. Lineage: Eukaryota; Viridiplantae; Streptophyta; Magnoliopsida; Arecales; Arecaceae. The record is from RefSeq and is a predicted model, not a curated record.